AUGGCCCUCGAAGCUCCGUUGAGAACAUCAACCGGGAGUAUAAUAUCUACUUUCUCACCACACAUGGAGAUGUCUAUAUCUUCGUCAGAGUCGUCUACGGCUCCUCAUUCCCAGUUUCGUCCCAUGUCUACUAGCUCUGUAGAGUCCGGUUCCCUCCGACCGUCGUCUGCUCUUGCCCGGCCAUCCUCCGCCAAUCAUUAUCUUAUGAGCCCGAGCGAUAUUGUCGGCCCUUCACCAGUUACGUCUGUCGGAACUGAGGUAACAGAAAUAGACGACGAAGAAUCUGACGAGGUUCGAUCCCAAUCUUCCAUAGCGAACCCUAAUCAGCAGCCUCAGCUGCUUAUGCUCAGGACGAACAUUCCCGAUCACGUACGACAGACAAACGAAGAGGCAGUAUCAGUCAUACACGCCCCAGAAAGCUUUCGGAGUUGGAAAACCGCCGACAACUCACCGAAGUACUCAGAAUCAACAGAAAGGACAUCGCCUAGGUCUCCUAUCUCCUCGAAAACCGAGGAUUCUACGUUCGCGCCUGCUAGUAGACAAGUCCCAAAGUCCAAAACUCCUGGCCUACCAACACCACCCCCUCUAUCGACAGAUGUCAAACCUGUGAGAUAUAGUAUUGACAGUGCAACACCCAGAGCUCAAGAUCUCCAAGAAAUAAUGAGCGAGUCAUCAAGAGUCAGGUCCAGCAGUGCUAGUAGCCUCGAAUUAAUCCCAGAAUCUAAGGAGCCGGAGACAGAUGCUGAACCUGAUCUGGAAGGCUAUGAUGACGAGGAGUACGUCACACGCGUCCAAGAGCAGGACAGCGAGGAUGUAGAGAUCAAGUCUUUAAAAUCGGCCCUGCAAGAGUGUUGGACCUUAUGCAAUACCUUGGCAAGUCUCAGUACUCAUCAUCGGGAAAGAGUAUUCAGCUCAUCAGGAACUCCUGAUGGUCAUGAACGAGCCUGGAAAUGCUGCUGGAAAUUAUGUCAGCGGUUGUACAACAGCCGAGAUGAAGUUGAUGAGUCUUCUAACGUCCGUCAAAACUUAGACUUGUGCCGUGAUUUCUGCCAGGCUCUCUUCGAUAUACGGCAACGCGGGGACGAGGUGUCAGAUUCCGUUUUGCGCGUGAGCUUCGAACUCAAUAACCAUCUAUAUAGCGCGCAGGACAACCGAACUCUUCCGGAGGCAUUCCGAGAGCGAACUUUAGACUUCUACAUCACGCUAUGCCAUCGACUCAUGAAGCAGCGCGGUGAGUUGGGUGAGGAGACGGACUCGCUCCUUUCCGCCUGCUGGUCUCUUGCAGAGAUGCUAUUUAGCUUACGACAAAGCAAGAGGGAUAGAAGGACGCCAGACGGCGAGCUUCUUGGUUCUGCAGUUCAGGCAUGUUGGGAGCUCUGCGACAUAUUUAGGGAAGGAUGGACGCAAAUUCGACCCGAUAGAGGGACACCACGUCCUAGUCCGGCGAACUUUUUCUCAUACAACCGAGAACGGGAGAUAACCGAGAUGGCAGACGGACGAGAGAGCAGGGCGUCGAACCGUUCGAAAACAGGUAGCCUCAAGAACCACUCAUCUCAAGGAGGAAAGGUAAUGCGGAAGCCACCACCUGUACCCGAGACGCCCGUGACCGAAUUCGAAGACACGCCGGUCUCCCCCGAUACUGAAUCGCCGCAGGUGCCGAACAUCUUGGUACUAGGAACGGAAAGCAAUAGGGGCGGAAGGUGGUCUAGCAGUGCCUCAAACUUCUCGAGCUACUCACAAAGUAGCCAAAGAACGUCUAGUACAGCCACAACAGCGACGACGAACGAGGAUCCUAACAUCACACGCAUAAAGGUACUUAUCCUAAAGGCAGCGUUAAAUGUUGGUUUUUCACGAGAGAGCAGCGGGCCGGACGGACACCAUCACAAUAGUGCAGCAUCGCUGCAAGCCUUUGUUAAAUCGUUGCCGAGCGGGUCCUUUGGCUCGUUGCCAAGCCACGCGGCGCUCUUACAAAAUUACAAGAACUUAGUAGUAGGCGAUUCCCCCUUUCGACAGGCUACAGCGUUACCGCCGCGUGGGAAGCGUGUCUCGGCGGCCGACGUAGCCAAGAGCGUGGAGUGGAUGACGCACCGCUCGAGUCAAUACGGGUUUUUACGAGACUUAUUCAAGCUCGUCUUCGGUUUCCAGGCCGAGGAAGCCGAAGGACGUAGGACCAUGAAUAUUGCAGUCUAA
Messenger RNA from Daldinia childiae, 2190 nucleotides. RefSeq lists its product as uncharacterized. Lineage: Eukaryota; Fungi; Ascomycota; Sordariomycetes; Xylariales; Hypoxylaceae. The transcript has 7 exons. The coding region runs from base 1 to 2190 and encodes 729 amino acids. The record is from RefSeq and is a predicted model, not a curated record.